CUCCUCCAAGGGAAAAAAAAAAACAUUUGGGAAGCAGUUGUGGCCACAAGAGUCGCAGGAGGAGUUUUCACUCACUGUUUUCAAGUUUGCAGACGGACGCAUUCAAGUGUCCAUUCCGGCUGUGGGACUUUGGAGUUACGGACUGCUCGACACCUGCCCUGCCAAGCGACGCUGAGGGGCGCGGCCGGGACCGCUGCCCGCAAAUCUCUUUUGCGACUUUACUUGGGCAACAACAUAAAAAAGUCACAACAAGGAGCGGGGAGUGCUUUUCGUUUUUAGGAACAUCCCCGGGUUUAUUCGCGCACGCUGUCCCCCUCCCCGAAGGAGCUCCGCGCGCGGACGGGGGGACUUGAUUGACUCCGUUGGCUGGAGGCACAGUAACCUGAGCCCGGUCAUCGUUGUGCUGUCAUCCUGUCAGCAGAUAAAAUGGGAUGGACGAGCUAACGCGACUGGCAGACUUCUCGGGAGACUUGGCAGACGAACGGGUUGUCACGGAGUCCCUGACAUCCACCGGCAGACUGACGUCCCUCCCGCCAAAGGGAAGCGGCGCAUCGAGUCACAGGAACAUGGCCAGCUCGAGCGGUGGGGUUGGAGGAGGAGCCUUGGAGAAGAACAUCUUAACGCAGAAGAGCAGCACGGCUUACUUCACUUCUUCCUCAGUGGGCGUGAGCAGCAGUAACUACAGCUCCUCCUCGGGGGUUUACCUGGGAGGAGACGCCAUCGGAGUAGGCAACGGCGCGGGUAGCUACCCGGACGGCGAGGGCUACGGCAGUGGCGGAGCAGGAGGAGGAGGAGGAGGAGCGGGAAGCAGCUACCUGGUCAGCUCGGUGACCAAGGUCAGCUCUACGGGCGGCAACAAGAGAACGCAGGCCACCUCUGCCGCCUCCUCAGACAGGAAGCACGCGGGGUCCAGCCGCUCUGGAGGUUACGAGGGGAGUUCCAGUGCUAAUUCUUCGCCGGAAUUUUCCCGCAAAGACUAUGGAAUCUAUUGCGCCGGCAGUUCCAGAGGGAGAAGCGAGAGCAGAGAAAGCGAAAUCCGGGCCCGGCUGCAAAGCGCCUCUCCCACGGCCGGCAGAUGGGCGGAGUUAGAUGACGUGAAAAAGCUGCUGAAGGUUCGCUCCAGCAGCUCCAGUCCCGUCCGCGCCGCCAGCACCUCAGCCAUCAUGAGCGGCCCCAAGAAGGCCAGCGUGGAGACUCAGACCAUCUCGGUGACCUCUCGGGCCUCGCAGUCGGUGUUGACCUUUGGUCCUAGCGGCAGAUCGGAUGGCUUCCACACUGUGGACUCGUCCGGCUUGCUCGAAACGGGCCUGUCGGCCGGCCACUUCAUUACGGCCGGCAAAACCGGCCAUUACGAAGGCAGCCUCAAAUCGGGCCACUAUAGUGACGCAGGGAGGUCAGACAUCGGCGUGAGGUCAGUCACGUAUGAUGCAGGCGGGAGAUCGGCCCAAUACGGUCCCGGUGUGAGAUCCAUGUCGUAUGACACCGGUGUGUGGACGGGACAUUAUAACGGCGGCGUCAAAGCAGGGCAGUACGAUACCGGCGUCAGAUCCUUGACGCAGAAUACCGGUGCCGUAUCUGCUCAGUAUAACGGCAGUUUGAGGUCAGGCCAGUACGAUACUGGCGCCAUCUCAUCCCAAUAUGGCGGUAGUUUGAGGUCCGGACAUUACGACACUGGUGUGAGGUCCUCCCAGUACAGUAUCAGUCAGAAAUCGGGCAUCCACGACUCUGGCGUGAGGUCGGCCCAGUACGACUCGGAUGCGGCGCUUCCGGGCUUCCCGUGGUCCAGCGCCACCUUGCCGUCCGCCGCCGGCACCACCGCCGCGGCGGCGGGGGGGGCCGGCAGCAGCUACUCGUACCAGGCCGGCGCCAACAACAUGUCGGGGGGAGCGACACCUAUCGGUCUGGCUGCACCCUCCCUGUCAGUAUAUGGCUUUCAGAAUAAUUUGGCGCCCACUUCUGGCGGUGCAACCACCACAAACGGCGCAAAUGCCAGCAUGACAACUUAUGGAAUGCAGAAAAAUGCGUCUGGUGUUGGCGGUGGCGUAGUCGGAGCUGGUGUCUCUUCAACCACUCGAUCCCAAAAUGGCGAUGCGUACAAGGACUAUAUGUUUGUUGAUUCAGACAAGGACAAUGCCAGGGACACAGAAACACUGAUUUUGGCAAAAGACAGUGGCAAACAGUUCACUCUGACUACAGGAGGAGGUUCCCUCUCGGGCGACUCCAUCCAGAAGGAGAAGCUCAUCACAACCUACGGUGAAGGAGCUCAGCUCAAGGCGGGGACAGGAAACGCAUACUACGGAUCAUCUGGAGUUUUAAUGAAAGACAAAGGCACGCACGCACAACUUCGCAAGAAGGGCGGCGUCUGCGGAGGCGGCUGGUGUUGCUGCUUUGACGCCUGUUGCUCGUGGUGGAAGUGGCUCCUGGGGUUCCUCCUCCUUUUCCUGCUUCUGCUUGGACUCCUUUUUGGCCUUAUUGCGCUAGCUGAGGACGUGAGAAAACUGAAGAAUCGGGUGGCCACCCUGGAGAGCGAGUCGGCCAUCAUAUCUGCUCGCACCAGUCGUCUGGUGGGGCUAGGUGACAACACCUUCGUGGACGGUGGUGGCAGCUCAUCCAAGACGGAUAUAUUCGUGUUCGGACCAGGCGGAGGGGCGGGAGGCUCAGACUCUAGUUCUGGAACGCAAAUCGGAGUUGCUGUGGGCGCUGGGGGUGGAGGUGUCGGUGCCGGAGCCGGAGCUGGAGGUGCUGGUGACACCAGUGGUACCAGCACGGGUGGCGCUGGAGCUAGUGGUACCGGUAUGGGUGGCGCUGGGGCGAGCGGAACCAGUGUGGGUAGCGCUGCAGCCGGGGCUAGUGGAACCAGUGUAGGCGGGGGUGGAGCCACUGGGACCGGCUCAAGUGGUGGCGCAGGCACGAGCUUAGGUGGCGGCUCUAGUUCCAGAGAUACUACCAUCAUUACUGGCAGUACUCACACCAGUGGCGGAACUGGAGCUGGUGCCGGUGGAGCAGGCUCUAGUGGCGGCACAGGCACCAGUGGCGGCGCAGGCACCAGCGUGGGCGGCGGGGCAGGCACCGGCAGUAUCGGCGGCGGCGGCUCCUCCUCUAGCCACACCUCGAGCCACACUAACACCUUCUCCAGCACCAGCGUGAGUCACAGGGACGGUCAAACGUUCGCCAAUGGCUUCUGGACAAGUGGCACCGGCGGUUAUGUGGACGCCACCGCCCUUCACAUGGCCAUCCAGCGCAUGGUGAGAGGGGAAAUGCAGUCGCAGGCAUUCCAAGCUUUCAUCACGGCUACAAUGCAAGGUGAAAGAGGACUGCCUGGACCUAAAGGCGACACUGGUCAACCCGGAUUUCCAGGUGCUCCCGGUCCAAUUGGUCACGAGGGUCCUCAGGGUCCAAAGGGCCAAAAAGGAAGCCACGGUGAACAGGGAUUGGAGGGUCCUCCUGGUUUGAGAGGACGAGAAGGAGCUGCUGGACCCAGAGGUGAACCAGGAUUUGGCUCUAAAGGUGACAAAGGUAAUACCGGGGAACCUGGACUCCCUGGUCAAAAAGGCGCUUCCGGGCUCCUCGGAGCACCAGGUCCUCAGGGUUUCCGUGGAGAAGCAGGACCACCUGGGCUUAAAGGUGAUCGUGGUUUACCUGGUCUGCCCGGAGCAGCUGGAGAGAAAGGAUCCAAGGGAUCGACAGGACAAGAUGGUUCAAAAGGCUCAAGAGGUGACCUUGGCAGUCCUGGUCACCCUGGACUUCGAGGUCCAGCUGGGCCGCCAGGAGAUGCUGGACCUCCAGGACCACCAGGCAAUCCAGGUCAAGCAGGUCCUAAAGGUGAUACUGGUGAUGCGGGAAGAAUUAUUAACGCAGCCGGUGUUGCCACUGUGCACAUCCCUGGACCACCUGGGCCUCGCGGACCUCAGGGAGUGUCAGGUCCAGCUGGCCCUGCAGGUCCGAAAGGUGACCGAGGAGAAUCCGGAUCAACAGUGAGGACGUCUGAGAGUUUCAGCUCAAGUGUAGCUGAGAGGCAGUUUGCUUCCGGUGGUGUGGCAUCUCGACCCGGCCCACCGGGUCCACCUGGGCCACCUGGACCGCCAGGGCAGCCAGGUUAUGGAAGACCGGGACCGAAAGGCGACAAAGGAGAUUCUGGUGUUACAACCAGUUCUGGAACUUAUUACACUGGACCACCAGGACCACCUGGGCCUGCCGGACAGAAAGGAUCCACAGGUUCCCCUGGACCGAGAGGCUACCAAGGUGAACCAGGACAACCCGGCUUGCCAGGAAGACCUGGAAGCUUGGAGAGAGUGUCCACCUAUACCGGAGAACACACAGUUCAAGGUCCCCCAGGACCACCGGGGCCUCCUGGACUGCCAGGGCCACAGGGAGUCAAAGGUGACACUGGAGCACCUGGAAUUCCAGGAUCUUCUCGAGGCUCAGUCUCGGUAACCGCAGGGCCUCCUGGUCCUCCAGGACCUCAAGGACCUCCUGGGCAGCCCGGCUCCUUCACUUCAUCCAUCGAGAUGCGCCAGUACUUGACAGACUACCUAAGUAGAAGCAGACAGUCUGGUGUUCCGGGACCUCCAGGUCCACCCGGACCUCCGGGACAACCCGGAAGCUACACUGGUUCCAUCGAGGAGAUCUCCGCUCGUAUGGUUGCCUACUUGCAACGUUCUGGCUCCCGCUCGGGCAUCAGCAUUGGUGUUCAGGGUCUACCAGGGCCACCUGGACCCCCUGGACCUGGAGGGGCCCUAACUGUCAAUGGUCUCAUUGCCAUGCUGCAAAGAGAAGACGUGAGGAGAUACCUGUCAGGCCCGCCGGGUCCUCAAGGACCACCUGGACCACCAGGUGGCACAGGAGGAAUUUCUAGCGUUUACAGUAUAGAGGAGGUAGCGACAUAUAUCUUCAACAUCAUGAACGAGAGAGGAAUAGCGAGAGGACCGCCUGGCCCACCAGGACUCCCCGGGCCUCCAGGAACAGGCAGCUCGGGUGGCGCAGGCUACUCAACAGUUUCAAUCGAUUACACGGCGCUAGUUAGAAAUCCAGAUUUCCGUGCGUGGAUCGGUUCCGCCGUACACCAAGGUCCCCCCGGUCCUCCCGGUACUCCUGGCCAACCUGGACCUCCCGGUCCUCAGGGGCCGUCGGGGGUCUCGACUGCCACCGUGGUGGGGACGGGCGGUCGCGGAUACAGCUUGGAGGAGCUUCAACGUUACCUGCAGGGCUCUAGCUUCAGAGGUCUUCCAGGUCCUCCCGGACCUCCAGGCCCACAAGGACCACCCGGUAGUUCCAGCGGCACCGUUACUUACACCGGAACUUUCCCUCGGGAGACCAUCCGUUCUGAAGUCCACGACUACCUGACCACUGACAGUGUCCGACGCGCUCUUACCGGACCGCCGGGCCCUCCGGGACCGAGAGGCCAAAAAGGAGAUCGUGGAGAGACGGGUUACGUCCAAAGACAAAGCAGCCAGAGUCAAAGCUCUUCUCAAAGCGACUCCCGCUCUGCCUCGCAGCAGCACGAAAUCGACGUUAGCAAACUGAGCGAAACCAUGGACUACAGAAGCGUGGCCGUCAAAGUCUCAGACUACAUAAAGAACCAAGGACUGCUACAGGAGUACCUGGUGGAGGGUCCUUGGAGGACUCACAUAAGAGCUGUCCAAGGUCCUCCUGGCCCACCGGGACCCCCCGGAGUGCCCGGUUACAGCCGUGUGAUUGCAGCCUAUGGCAACGUCACGGCUGACCUCAUGGACUUCUUCAGAACUCACGGUACCGUCCCUGGUCCUCCGGGAAUCGCCGGACCAAGAGGAGACAGAGGCUACCCGGGACCCAAGGGAGAUAAGGGUGAUGCCGGACGUCCGGGUUUACCUGGAAUUCCAGGGACGUACACGAUCCAAAUACCACAUCGCGUACAGAGGCGGGACACAGGAGGCAACGUAAUCAAGCGGGAGCAGCAGGAAGGUCCAGCAGACGGCGGCUGAAGCGUGGCUACUGCUUUUUUUUUGUCUCUGUUCUCAACAGAAGCAAUGCAAGUAGAAGAAAAAAAACAAAAACAAAAAACUGCUUUAGCGAUUAGCUCUCUAGCUUUGCUGCUGGCCGGUGUUUAGGUUUUGGACAAAUUUUCCAUUGUUCAGAUGUGGAUGAUAUUUGCUUUUAGAUGAAAAUAUUAUUUUAAAAUUAAGAUUGAGUGACUAAAGUUUUAAUGUUUUUGAGUAUUCUACUGUAUUGAGGUCAACGCGUUAAAUGCUGUUUUAUGAACAUUUCCAUGAUAUUAUUUUUGGCAAUUUGCUUCCAGGAUGCAUCCAAAUUAUUGACAUUUUCCUAAUGUAACCUAUUAAUGUUACAAUUGUAGCAUUAGCAUUCACCCAGCCAAGUUACAUCAUCGCUUGCUGUAUUCAGCACUGAUUUUUACUGUACUUGAAGAUGUUGAAGAAUACUAUGCAAACAAAGCAAUAUUCCGCUUUCGGUAUGCAAAUGAAGCUGAAGGAAAAACUGAUUAGAUUGUAUAUUUUUGUAUAAGAGAACACUGACUGAUUUACUGACUUUCUACCGUCACAUUUUUUUUUUGGAAACCAUUAAAUUAUAAAUUGCU
Messenger RNA from Hippocampus zosterae (dwarf seahorse), 6571 nucleotides. RefSeq names its product collagen alpha-1(XVII) chain-like. NCBI's taxonomy places the organism in Eukaryota, Metazoa, Chordata, Actinopteri, Syngnathiformes, Syngnathidae. The coding region runs from base 432 to 5960 and encodes 1842 amino acids. The record is from RefSeq and is a predicted model, not a curated record. The transcript is spliced from 51 exons.